Messenger RNA from Dendronephthya gigantea, 2584 nucleotides. RefSeq names its product AP-5 complex subunit mu-1-like. Gene Ontology annotation, biological process: endosomal transport. The record is from RefSeq and is a predicted model, not a curated record. Gene Ontology annotation, cellular component: AP-type membrane coat adaptor complex; late endosome; lysosome. NCBI's taxonomy places the organism in Eukaryota, Metazoa, Cnidaria, Anthozoa, Malacalcyonacea, Nephtheidae. The transcript is spliced from 13 exons. Bases 464 to 1960 code for a protein of 498 amino acids.
ACGUGAGGUGACAACUGUUGUUAUUGAUAUUUGAUAUCAUCAGCGUCAACAAACAGGUAUCAAAGAGUGUUUUUCAGGGUAAUCAGCAUCGUGUUGCGAUGGAAAUUUUCUUGAUGAGGGUCUCCAACCGAUUCAAAUUAUUUUAUGGGUAAUGCUAGACAACUGCACGAUACACACACAAAGGGUCAAGGUCGCUCAAGGGCAAGGUCAUCGUGAUGGAGGUGUGUCCGUGUGUGAUGCAACAUGGCCGCGGAUUAUGCUUACUUUUAAUUUCUUCACUUUUAUAACAAGGCAUGAAAAUGUGCAUGUUUUUGAACAAAUUUUAAAACAUUUCCUUUGCCAUUCGAAAAAAUUAGUUGCGAUUGUUCUAAAACAAAUGUGCGUAAAUUUAUGAUAGCGAGAUUUUUGCAAAGCCAAUGAUUGUUAGGUAUGAAACUUCAUGUAGAAUAAAAUCCUAGUUAUAAUGAGCUUUCGAGCAAUUUGGAUUCUAAGUAAAGAUAAUUUGGAGAAAAGUCAAGUAUUGUUUUCAAGGAAGUACCCUACAGUGGAGAGACGACAUCAUUUGAUCCAUGGAAAAAAAUCUAGUUGUGCAUUGCCAGAUGACAAUCUCGUUGUUAAAUCUGCGUUUAAAAAUUUGCAAAUUGGACGGAAGACUGAAGCGUAUAUGGAGGAAUUUGAUGGCUGUCAGCAGAGCAAAGGAGAACCAGUUCUAAAAUUGGACAUCAAUGGUGAACCAUUAUGGCCGAUUGUUGCCCUUCAAAAGUUUAAUUUAAUUUUUAUCUGCCUUUGUUUGGUGGAAAAGCGUGAAUUUGACAGUAGGACACCAUUAGUUGAAAUUCCAGCCAUAUCUAUUGGUUAUGCCUUGAUCCAUAAUAUGAUUGAAUUCAUUGAAUUAGUACCACUGGACAACAUUUCACAGCUUGCAACUCAAAUUGAAGAACUUGGAAUGCUUCUAAAAAUCCUAAUACCUUUCGGGACACCAGUAGACACAAAUUUCAGCACGAUGAAAGGCUUUUUAACUGGAAAGGAUAAUAACUGGACCCCAAAAUACAGAUUAUCAGCUUGGCGACCAUUGGCUGCUACAAAGACGAGAAAUCAGUUGCACUUCUCCAUACGAGAGCAAGUGAAGGCUGUGAUAUAUAAUUACCCGGAGAAGAGCGUUUACAAAGAUAUGUGUCAUGUAUAUGGAGUGGUCUCGUGCAAGGCUGACGUCGAUGGCGUGCCCGAAGUGUCGUUAAAUUUUGCCUCUAAUCCAAACAUUCACAUUGCUUUCCAUCCCUGUCUACAAUGGCUGGACGUUGCCUCAAAUGGAAGAUCAGGGUCGUUUGGAAACUCGUCUCCGGACUUUUACCGAGAGCAGAUCCCAGUCUCCAGGACUGUUUGUUUCACUCCUCCGCACGAGCUGAUUCCGUUUUGCCACGUGAACGGUGAUUCCCAGCUUCCAGUGAAAGGUGUUUUUCAAAUGAAAACCGAGGGAGAAGUCACCCAAAUUCAAGUGCAACUUCAAUUGAGCGAGACUGUUAAGAAUUCAUUUGAAUAUUUUGAAAUCCACAUUCCAUUUUUUCACAGUGGGCCGAUCAGCAAAUGGGAACUUGAUAAUACAUGGGGUGCUGUUCUUAUCUCGCCAGAAAAAAGAAAACUCGUUUGGAGUUUAGGUCAAAAAUUCCCCAAAUCUCUACAAAUUACGUUAAACGCCACCGUGCUACUGGCUGAUGCAUCCACAGCUGAACAGAGCAACUUCAAAGAGGAUCCUUUCUGUCAUGGCCUGAAUACGUACAUCCAGAUAUAUUUCAAGACAACGAUCACUACUUUAAGUGGAAUCACAAUCGAUCCGAAAUCGGUGAAACUUAACCCAAGGUCUUCACCAAAGGUUUAUGUAGUGAAAGAAUUGGUGUCGUCUGAUUAUAAGAUAUGGAAUACGCAUGGCGAUGCUUUAGUGGCAUUCCCUCCAACCUUGUAAUACAACUGGACAAUUGCAGGUGGGUUGACACGCCAGGGUGAGGCGAGGAAAGAGAAGCGUGUUUGAUGCUGCCCUUGUUGUGAGAAACAGGCUUCAGUUUAGCUAGAGAAAUCAAGAUAUGUCCUUUCAAACCACAUGUCUAUUCAAUAUGAGUUGAUUGAAUCGAUCGUUGCAUAUCCGAAUAGCUCCGAAUUCACUACAAAUUACACCAAAUUUACUUGUAUAUCUAACAAUCAUUUUAUAUUGACAUAUACCGCUCAAAUAAAUAUCAAAAACAGUAUAUUUAAAAAAUGAAUUCAUGUUUAUUGCUGUCUACAAAAUGCUUUGCUUAUAGCAUAAAUUAUUUUAAAAAAACUACCAAUUCUAAAGCUCUACUGACAUCGUAAAUUUGUGUAAUAAGUUGUAAAAUGCCACUUUCUUGAAAACAUCAAAUAGAUUUCUUUGUAUUUUAUACAAUUGUGAAACAUAUUAUCAUCAAAGGAAAGUGCAUAAGCCUGAUUUGACGUCAGGGGCCGUACAGCUUCAAACUUCAAUGUAUAAUUGGGCUUUAGAUAGAGCUUCGUUGAGAAACUUGUAGUAAUUUGCGCUAAUUCCAUCUUGAAUAUCUGGAAGGAUGCUAAAAUA